Messenger RNA from Vanessa atalanta (red admiral), 1050 nucleotides. RefSeq names its product apolipoprotein D-like. The transcript is spliced from 6 exons. The record is from RefSeq and is a predicted model, not a curated record. Bases 88 to 891 code for a protein of 267 amino acids. Lineage: Eukaryota; Metazoa; Arthropoda; Insecta; Lepidoptera; Nymphalidae.
GUCCAACAGGUCAGUUCAGUCUGUUAAAGCGCCCGUGUCGCACGUCAGAGACGAAGUUUCCUUACUGAAUAAGUUUAUAUAGUGAAUAUGUUUAAACUAACUGUUUUAGUGUUAUUGGCGUUUAGUGAUAAUGUAUUAUCCCAUACGUAUCACUUGGGAGCCUGUCCAGCGGUUGAACCGAUGCCUGGAUUUGACAUGAACCAGAUGCUGGGUCUGUGGUAUGUGAUUCAAAAGACGUCGACAGCAUCGCACUGCAUCACCUACAACUUCACGAAGACCGACGAACCUGGAACUUAUCAACUGGAACAGUUAUCUCAGCACUUCAUUUUGGGAUUGACGCCUCUUAAGCAUGAUUACAGGUAUACCGGUAUAUUAACGGUCCCUGAUAAAGCAGUGCCCGCACGAAUGAAAGUACAAUUUCCACUGAGUGUUGCGGGCUCCGCGAGCUACACUGUGAUGGCGGCCGACUACACGACAUACGCCGCAAUAUUCACCUGUCAGAAGCUAGCGUUCGCUAACCGUCAUUCCGCGACGAUUCUCUCACGAACUAAGGAACUGGAUAAGAUAUUUGUUGACAAGACGCGUUCAAAGCUGGCAUCUUUCGGCGUGGACCCGUACGACUUGUCCAUCAUAUCGCAGACGGAUUGCCCGAAGCACCCCGACGGUAGCACGGAGGGAGUCAACAUAAACAUCGACCCGAAUACGUUUUCUUCCCACAAUAUCGGCGAAGCAGUUAGAAAAACUGGUGGAGUCAUUGCUGACGGUGUCGAAUAUGUAGUGGAAGCUGGUAAAAAAGUCUACAAAAAAGUAGCCAGUAGCAAAGAGGACCUAACCGAGCCGCCGACUCAGCCCUUGCGCUCAUUGGACGCAGACGCCGAAUGGCUACCAUAAAACUAUCAAUUCACAAUUGUCAUCAACAUUUAAAACUUUUUUUUACGUUUGUGUGUGUUAUGCAUUCGUUGAUGUCCUUGCAUUUAAAUACUCUGUUGUGCCAAAUAAAAUUAAUUAAGAUAAUUUUAACUAACGAAGAUUACUAAAAUGUAAUGUCAU